AUCAACGUGUCACAUUCUCAUUGGAUACUAAUCCCGCUAUAUAGUCUCAUCACUCUCACUCGAUACCCAAAGCCCAACAGAAGUGACUGCGAAAAUGGCGAGCUCCAGGUUGCUUACUCUUUCUUUGCUUGUCCUCUUUGGAACCCUAACUCUGAUCCAGGCCAAGAACCCAAAGGAAGAUUUAAAAGAGAUAACCCAUAAAGUUUACUUUGAUGUUGAGAUUGCUGGAAAACCUGCUGGUCGUGUUGUCAUGGGUCUUUUUGGGAAGGCUGUUCCUAAAACAGCAGAGAAUUUCCGUGCACUCUGCACCGGGGAAAAAGGAGUUGGAAAGAGUGGAAAACCACUUCAUUAUAAGGGGAGCGCAUUCCACAGGAUUAUACCCAGCUUUAUGAUCCAAGGUGGUGACUUUACACUUGGUGACGGAAGAGGUGGAGAAUCAAUUUAUGGAGAGAAGUUUGCUGAUGAGAAUUUCAAGCUGAAGCAUACUGGACCAGGGUUUUUAUCAAUGGCAAAUGCCGGUCCAGACACAAAUGGUUCACAAUUUUUCAUCACAACAGUGACAACUAGCUGGUUGGAUGGCAGGCAUGUCGUAUUCGGAAAGGUACUUUCUGGAAUGGAUGUAGUUUAUAAGAUUGAAGCUGAAGGCAGGCAGAGUGGCACACCGAAGAGCAAGGUUACAAUUGCAGACAGUGGUGAACUCCCUCUGUAAUCUGCUCUUUUUUGCUUUUCUUGUAAUGUAAUUGUUUAAAUUUCCAUUUUCCCUUCCUCUGCGAACACAUAUUAACCUGAGGUGAUGUACUGAGGUCUUUUCACUAAAAUGGCUCUUUAGCUAAUGCUAUUGUGCGCACAUCACAUUUAGCAAAACAGAUCCUACUUGUUAGAAA
This is a messenger RNA of Ricinus communis (castor bean), 884 nucleotides long. Its product is annotated as peptidyl-prolyl cis-trans isomerase CYP19-4. Gene Ontology annotation, molecular function: peptidyl-prolyl cis-trans isomerase activity. NCBI's taxonomy places the organism in Eukaryota, Viridiplantae, Streptophyta, Magnoliopsida, Malpighiales, Euphorbiaceae. Gene Ontology annotation, cellular component: intracellular membrane-bounded organelle. The transcript has 7 exons. Gene Ontology annotation, biological process: protein folding; protein peptidyl-prolyl isomerization. The record is from RefSeq and is a predicted model, not a curated record. Bases 95 to 709 code for a protein of 204 amino acids.